Molecule: messenger RNA, 1155 nt
Organism: Hibiscus syriacus
Lineage: Eukaryota; Viridiplantae; Streptophyta; Magnoliopsida; Malvales; Malvaceae
Product: 1-(5-phosphoribosyl)-5-[(5-phosphoribosylamino)methylideneamino] imidazole-4-carboxamide isomerase, chloroplastic-like
Exons: 8
Coding region: 35-988 (317 amino acids)
Biological process (GO): L-histidine biosynthetic process; L-tryptophan biosynthetic process
Cellular component (GO): cytoplasm
Molecular function (GO): 1-(5-phosphoribosyl)-5-[(5-phosphoribosylamino)methylideneamino]imidazole-4-carboxamide isomerase activity
Source: RefSeq, a predicted model, not a curated record
UUUGUCUAGGCCGAGGGGUUUUGAGAUUUCAAAGAUGAGAAGCAGCAGCCUCCAUGGCAGUUGUUCGAUAAGGAAGCUGAGUAGCAUUUCCCAUGGCACCAAUUUCAAGUCUUCCUUUUAUGGCUUUACAAACUAUCAAUUUCCAAGAGCCAUCCCUUCACUAAGUUUCAAAUAUUGUCAUUCCUCUGUUCGUUGCGCUGUCAGUUUUCGACCUUGCAUUGAUAUUCACAAGGGGAAAGUGAAACAAAUUGUUGGGUCAACCCUUAGAGAUUCGAAGGAGGAUGAAUUAGCCCUUGUAACCAAUUUCGAAUCGGAUAAGUCGGCAGCCGAGUUUGCCAAGUUGUACAAAAAAGACGGGCUAACGGGUGGUCAUGUAAUCAUGCUUGGAGCUGAUCCUCUGAGCCAAGCAGCAGCCUUUGAAGCGUUGCAUGCAUAUCCUGGUGGCUUGCAAGUAGGAGGUGGGAUCAAUUUAGCCAAUUGUUUGAGUUACAUCGAUGAAGGAGCCAGCCAUGUCAUUGUCACUUCAUUUGUAUUUAACAAUGGGAAAAUGGACCUUCAAAGGCUCAAAAGUCUUGUCGAUGUUGUUGGGAAGCAAAGACUCGUCUUGGACCUUAGCUGCAGGAAGAAGGAUGACAAAUAUGCCAUCGUUACUGAGCGGUGGCAAAAAUUCACUGAUGUCUAUCUUGAUGAGGAAGUAUUGAGUUUUCUUGCCGGAUAUGCGGAUGAAUUUUUGGUCCAUGGUGUGGAUGUUGAAGGGAAAAAGCUGGGAAUAGAUGAAGAUCUCGUGGCAUUGUUAGGCGAGCAUUCUCCGAUUCCUGUUACUUAUGCCGGCGGUGUGACGGUAGUGGAUGAUUUAGAGACUAUAAAAGCAGCAGGGAAGGGACGAGUGGACGUUACCGUGGGAAGUGCCUUGGAUAUUUUCGGGGGCAACUUAGCUUAUAACGAUGUUGUUGCAUGGCAUGAGAGUAACAGGAGGACGAUUCAUUAAACUUCUAGAGCUUCCCGAGGCCUGCUCAGGCGAGCUGCCUUGUAAGUUACUUGAUGAGCACUCAAUGGUAGUAAGCCGGACUUCGGAAGUCGCCUCCAGGAUUCCCUUCUUGUGUUAUAGAAGCUUUUAAUUACAUGGAAACUAAUGGAAUAUUGCGUCAAAAUUUU